Molecule: messenger RNA, 2144 nt
Organism: Salvelinus fontinalis (brook trout)
Lineage: Eukaryota; Metazoa; Chordata; Actinopteri; Salmoniformes; Salmonidae
Product: monocarboxylate transporter 6-like
Exons: 6
Coding region: 99-2144 (681 amino acids)
Biological process (GO): monocarboxylic acid transport; transmembrane transport
Molecular function (GO): monocarboxylic acid transmembrane transporter activity
Source: RefSeq, a predicted model, not a curated record
UCCUUCCCUCCAUCUCAUCUAUCCCUCCUUCCCUCCCUGUUAUCCUCCACUCAGGAAGCUGAUCAGCAGAAGGCCCAGUCCACAGCCAGCUAGGCAGGAUGACAGAAGGGGUGGAGUUGGAGGCCAGACAGAACCAGACCCACAGGACCCAGAGGACCAGACAAAACCAGACCCAGGGCGACACAGUCCUGCUGAGGAGGGGUAGUGGAGGAGAGGGCCCCCAGGGGCCUAAGGGACCCGAGGUUAGGGCAGAGGGGUCCAGGGGAUCUGAGGAUGUGGUAGAGACACAGCCGUCUCAGGACUGGACCGGGGUGAACCACAGUACUGUGAGGAGGAGCACAGACAGUAACUCGGAGGAGCAGGAGGAGGAGCAGGAGGAGGAGGAGGAGGAGGAGGAGGGUUCCCUCCAACACCACCACCUUACUGGGUUACCACCCCACAAUGGCCCAACUGGAGAACCAGGGGCUGGGCUGUCUGGGAACGGGUAUGCCCAACAGGUGGCCCCGGAUGGGGGCUGGGGCUGGGUAGUGCUGGUGGCUACUAUCCUGGUCCUGGCUCUAACGCUGGCCUUCCCUUCCUGUAUUGGUAUCUUUUACACAGAGCUACAGGCUGAGUUCAGCUCCAGCAACACAGAGACGUCCUGGGUGCCUGCUAUCAUGACUGCUGUGCUGCACGCUGGUGGUCCACUAUGCAGCGUGCUCGUGGAGCGCUUUGGUUGCCGGGUAACGGUGAUGGUGGGAGGGGUUCUGAGUGGACUAGGCAUGGUGGUCAGUGCCCUGGCCAGAACCAUCACAGAACUCUACAUCACCAGCAUCAUCGCAGGGUUGGGGUUCUGCCUGUCCUUCCAGCCCUCUGUGACCAUGAUGGGCCACUACUUUUUGAGGCGGCGGGCGUUUGCCAACGCCCUGUCAUCCACCGGCACGGCCCUGGGCCUCAGCACCUUACCCCUGCUGGCCAACUUCCUGCUGGGCCAGUUUGGCUGGAGAGGCAGCUUCCUGGUCCUGGGAGGGCUGCUGUUGAACUGCUGUGUGUGUGGGGCUGUCAUGAGGCCCCUGGGGGCCAAACACAGUGGAGCCCAGAGGAUACUCACUAACAAAGCUGCCCAGGGGCUCGGCAAGCAACCAAUCAAAGGUCCUCUCCAACAGGAGGAGGGACUUAAGGCAAGACUUAGGACAGCGCUCAGUGACCUUGUCGUGUUCCUACGGAGACACAUGGCCUUUGACCUGUUGGUCAGUAACCCUCGUUACCGUGCCUACGCCCUGGGAGUGACGUGGAUGAUGUUGGGGUUUGUAGUUCCCCUGGUCUACCUGGUGCCCUAUGCUACAGCCAAUGGUAUGGAACAGGACCGAGCCGCGCUACUGAUGGCCAUACUGGGCCUGGUCAACAUUGCUGUGAGACCCGUGGCAGCUGUCUUCUUCGGCCUGCCGCGCUUCAGGGGCAGUGGCUGUUUUGUGUAUGUGUUUGCGGUAGCCCUCCUGGUCAACGGGCUGAGUAACAGUAUCUGUGGUGCUGCCGCCACCUUCCCCGUGCUCCUGGUCUACGUGGUCAUCUUUGGUCUGUCCAUGUCUGUGAUUGGCUCUCUGCUGUUCACGGUGCUGAUGGAGACGGUGGAGAUGAGCCGGUUCCCCUCUGCCCUGGGUCUCAUCAGUAUGUUAGAGAGUGGAACACUGCUGAUUGGACCGCCGCUCGCAGGCAUGUUGGUGGACAGUACAGGACACUACUCUUAUGUGUUCUAUGCCUGCAGUGUGAUUGUCUCCUCCUCUGGCCUCUUCCUGAUCGGAGCGUUCUACUAUCUGGACAGACAGAAGAAGAGGGAAGAGAAGAAGAGAGCAGGUACUCCUGCUGCAUACCAACAGAAGCCUGCUAUCAUCCUAGUCCCUGACUGCCAGUACAGCCAUGUUCCUUCUACACAGGGAGGGAAGCCUGCUAUCAGCCUAGUCCCUGACUGCCAGUCCCUCCAUGUGGACAGUCCCCCCCUGGUCCCAGGGCAGAGCGUCAGCUACGUCCAUGGGGCCUCCUCAGUGUCCCUGCUGGGCCAGACGGUGGGUCAGAGUCUUCAGGCUGCAGCCGACCGCUGGCCCCACAGAGAGGCCCUGGUCUUCCUGCAGGAUGGAGUCCGUAAGACCUUCUCUCAGUUUCAGUAG